AUGGCCAGCCAAGAAGGGCAGAUGCUGAUUGACUUGAACACGAACUAUCCCAAUGUGGCAGUAGAUAUUGGGAAAAUAUGCUUUGGAAAAAGUUACAGAAAGAAGAAGGGUUCUAGCAAUCAGAAAAUGGAAGGAAGUGUUCUUUCCAUAGCAGUGUAUGUGUUGCUGAAUUCAGGAGGAGGAAUAGUGGGGGUGGAGAGUGAGGGCAGGAAUUACUGCUUCCAGGAGCAUGGCAUUGGUGAGGCCACAGAGAGGAGCCUCAGAGAAUGCAUCAACAGCAACCAGGCCUCUGAAUACUAAAAGUGGAUGUUUUUUGUUAAAACAUGGAACUGUGGAGGCCCAGAGUGGGGAAGUGCUGCCACAAAGACACCUCUCUGCAGCUUGAGCACUGCUUUGUUUUAUAGGUCCGACACUUCUGUUUACCCUGUGACUUCCAGAGAAGCUCCUGAAUUCCUGAGGAAGAGAAGCUAUCUAUCAGAUCUGGCUGACAAUUUUAGGACUCAGCUCAGCUUGGCAAAUGGCCCUCCUCUAGUCAAGCCAGUUUAUUCCAAAGCUGAUCUCCAGUGUGUGGCUAAACUCCAAGAAUGUCUCCACCCAGAAACCAUCUGCACCAAUCUGUUCUCAGAGUAUCCCGGCUUAAAGGAUUUCUUGAGAAAACAACCCCAUGGUCUUACCAGGGGGCUACUGAUACUUUCCAGGAAUUGGGUGGUUGACAUUGGAUUGCAGAAAAAACAGGAUGUUGUGUGUGAUGCUCUCUUAGUAGCUGACAGCGAGUGUCCAGUGUUGUUUACUGUACUUGUAUCCAAGAAUUGCAUCCUCACCUCCAGGGACAUCCCCACCCUCCUACAAGCACUUAUAAUUGUUUUGCUGUGAUUUAAGUCCUACCUGAGUGACAAUCUUAGCUGUGAGUUUUUCAGCCUUCUCACUCUCAAACCACACGAGCUAAAUGCCAACAACCUGCAUAAAGUCAGGAAGCAAUUUGUCCUUGGUCUUCCUGGAACUGGGAAAACAAUCGUGGCUUUCAAUAUUAUUGAGAUAAUAAAAACCACUUUUUGCUGUUCUGCAAAGGAAGAAAUACUUUCCAUUUGUGAAAAUCAGCCCUUGAGUGUUUUUGUGGUGUAA
Hirundo rustica (Barn swallow) is the source of this 1122-nucleotide messenger RNA. Its product is annotated as schlafen family member 13-like. The record is from RefSeq and is a predicted model, not a curated record. Lineage: Eukaryota; Metazoa; Chordata; Aves; Passeriformes; Hirundinidae.